UUCACGUUUCUUGUCAUUGGUAGUACUAACAAUUUGUUGACAGGUAGUUAACGUUUCUCGUUGCGAAUGGUUUCAGCAAAAUAAACCAGGAUGAGCGCCGUUAAUCUGCGCCAACAGAAAUUGGAGCAACAGCGUCAAUUGAUGGAACAGAAGAUGCGCCAGAAAAGGCAAACACUUGGUAUGGUUCAAGCCUCAGACGCCCGUGCUUCUUCAGCUAAAGGCCCAAAUGGGUUUCAGCCGAGGCUUUCGCUCCCGUCACGAGGAAGAGAACUGCAUGGAUAUGACGGGCCCCUGCAGUUCACAAUGGAGCCAGGGAAUCCAGAUCUGGUGAUAUCAUUACCGGCGAAUGGUUCAGAAGCUUCACACCGCGAGGAAAACGAUGUUUGUCAAGUAGAGACUUUGCAACUAGGGGAUCAAGACCAAGAUGUUGAAGAUGAAGAAUCUACACCAGUAUCUCCACCAACCCCAGUCAACACCUUGGCCCUUGCUGUGGCACCAUCGGCUGAUUCAAACUUCAUCACACUCAGCUCAAAUGAGCGGGAAAUAGAAGGUGAUGUUGAAGGAAGCCUGGAGACUUUUGUUUUGGAACCAGGAACUCAAGGUGUUCACUAUAAGUGUAGAAUAACAAGGGACAGAAAGGGAAUGGAUCGUGGCUUAUAUCCAACAUACUUUUUACAUCUUGAGCGUGAUUAUGGUAAAAAGGUGUUUUUGCUAGCUGGCAGAAAACGUAAGAAGAGCACAACAAGUAACUACCUCAUAUCUACAGAUCCAACUGAUUUAUCAAGAACUGGAGAGUCCUAUGUUGGGAAGUUAAGAUCCAACCUGCUAGGAACUCAUUUCACAGUUUACGACAAUGGCUAUUCUCCCAAAAAAGCUGAGUCAAAAGAAGAUUGGAAACGUUCACCUCGACAGGAAUUGGCUGCUGUAGUCUAUGAUACAAAUGUUCUUGGCUUCAAAGGUCCAAGGAAAAUGACAGUUAUAUUGCCGGGGAUGACUCAAGAGCACAAGAGGGUACAAAUCUGCCCUCAAGAUGAACAUGAAGGUUUGCUGGAGUGCUGGCGAAAUAAAAAUAUGGAUAAUCUCAUAGAGCUUCAUAAUAAAACACCAGUAUGGAAUGAUGACACACAGUCAUAUGUGCUGAACUUCCAUGGGAGAGUCACUCAGGCAUCAGUAAAAAAUUUCCAGAUUGUUCAUGACAGUGAUGUUGAUUACAUAGUAAUGCAGUUUGGUCGUAUUUCCGAAGAUGUCUUCACGAUGGAUUACCGAUAUCCUAUGUGUGCACUACAAGCGUUUGCUAUUGCUUUAAGCAGUUUUGAUAGCAAGUUAGCGUGUGAGUGACAGUUUAGAAGCAAGCAAAGUUUUAUGAUAAUCGUACAUUAUCAAACAAUGGAACCCGAAGAUAUGAAGAUGAAUAUGCUGUAGCAGUAUGCAGGAAAGAAUAUUACUUCUUAAAUCCACGUGAUUGCAUUUUUACAAUUUGCAGUACCAGUCAUCACAAGAUAGACACUGUUGUAUGUGCCACGUGUGUGGCUGGAGCACGCACAAUCAUUGUACACUUUGAGUAGAACUGCUAGUUUGUCUUUUUUAAUGUAUGUGUGCUGUGUGGAGAUAACAGUAUUUAUAUUUCAUACGUAUGUGACCUUUAAGAUGACGGUUUCUAGUCCUAAGCAAAACAUGAUACAAUUUAUAUUUUUUUAAUGGUAUUUUAAUGACAUAUGAAGACUUGAUUUAUGUCACAGUUCAUAAUAUUUGUGUAUAAUUUGGCAUGCAGUUGCUUGUCAGUCUGCAGCAAAGUUAAGUAUAAAGUUGCACAUGUCAGAAAAGUCUUUCAAUAUUUUACCUCUCAUAAGAAAAUAAUGCCAUUGCAUGACAGGCCUAAAUAUAACGAAUCUUUGUCACAUCUGAUUUUAAUUUUAAAUUGCAUUGUUAAUAUUUUCUCAAAGCAAUACGCACUAUUUUAAUGACACUUUUGUCAUGUUGUCACCUUGUGAAUCUCUCGAGAGUAUACUUGUUGCUAUGUGAUUGUCUGUUGUGUGUGUGUUAGACAUAGGCCUAUUGAUUUAAUAAUGUGCUGAAGCACUAUAUUUCAUAACUAAUGGAAUUUAAAUGGCCCCCAUGAUAUAUGAUUCUGUCUUAAGCAUCUGUGUUUUAAAGAAUUCAAAUCUUGUUGUUUAUAAUAUGCACUUAUAUUGCUCACUGUACAUAUUGUCAUAUUUCAUGCGUACUUUCAUAAGUAGGUUUUUAGUGAUCUAUCAGUGUAUAUAUGACACAAUUGUUCAUUGUUGUUAUUUUUUUACAUUUCAAGUGGUGUAAUCUCUCUGUUACAACAUUUAUACAUCACUCUUGCAUUUAUAUACAGUACCACCUUUUUUAUUAUUUUUCUGCAUUUGGCACUAGGGAGUUUAUGCCCAUAAGUGAGAUACGACUUAUUCUGUUUAUUUUUCUAUUAUUCUGGUCAGAAGAUGUAAUGUAUGCUGUGUCUUUAGCUGUAAAUUAACUUUAUUAUCAAACAUAUAUCUACACAUAUUAAGCAAGCACUCAUUUGUCUAUUCUUUUCCCUGACAGGUGAAACCUCUGAUAAUACUGCCCUCAUAAUAUAAUUUUAUCCAGGAUGCCUAUCUUUGUUGUAAUAAUUCAUAAACCAUAACCAUUCUAGUUGUUGUGUUAAAUUUUAUUUACAGGCAUGGGGAAUUGUUCUUAAAUGUAAUAACUUGUAAGGAUCAGUAAUUUAUCCAUGGCUCACCAUACUUAAUUGUGAAAAAAGAACUGUAAUUUACUUCAUUUGUAAAAAAAUGUCUGUAAAGCCAGUGUGUGUGAAGUUUUCUGAGAUACUGGCAUGGAUAAGUGAAUUCCUGUUAUUUGAUUAGUUUCUUUAAGACUGUACAUCAUUUCCAUAUUGCCAUAGUUUGCUGCCAUUUAAUACAAUUAAUGCUUCUAAAGUUUUAUUAUUUGUACAGUACAGAAAAUUUGUGUAUUUGGUGAUAAAAUAUGAAACAUUGACUUUGUGAAAAAGUGCUUGGUACCACAAAGGCUGUAUGUCUUCAUGAUUGUUUCUUUCUCUGAUAGAUUCUGAGAAAUAUCCUUUCAAGGUGUGGGAAUGGGUGUUGGAAAAAUUUACACUUGAUACUCAUAGUAGUCCCCAUUUGUUUUGCACUUAUAAAUACUUAUAUGACCAUCAACUUGUUACAGUGAGAAACACAACUAGAUAAAGAAAACACUUGUAUUUUAGUGAUGAGAAACAUGCAAAUGAUUCGUCCAGAUACCUACGUUUUUAGGUAGCUACAAAAUUAUGACAGGGUUAAUACCUUUUUUAUAUACCUUUAUUUUUAUGUACUGCUGACUUUAUAAUUGUAAUUGGUGUCACCAUCAUUGUCAAAACUGCCAUGGAAAUCAUCAACGUUGCUAUUUUUGUUGGCUUCAGGCUAAAUUCCACACUACAUCUGUAAAUUAUAUCCUUCCCAACAAGGUAGUUUGAUCUCUCCUCUUUGUUGACCUGGGCUAACUGUAACACUUUGUGAUCUCCGUACAGAAUAUCAUCAAAGACUGAAUCUACUUUAAUUACUAUUACAAUAACACUCUUGAUAGGUGUAUCACUCAUUUUUUUUUGUUUCCCUUUUUUCCACAUUAUGUGAACUUCUUACGCUGUAUUGGCUAGUUAUAAAAUCUGUGUCAUAAAACAUUAAAAGGUACAAGCAAGUGCUGCUCUCAAGCUAUGAGCGCAUGACCUCAAAUUUCCAACAAUUCUUUGUCUCUGCAUACUAAAUUAAUUUGUAAUAACUAGUUUUUAUGUUCUUAACUGUAACAUUGUCUGUAUUUUUGUAUAUGCCAUUCAAUCUCUGUUCAUUGGCCCUCCAUUUUCUUAUUCACUGGCAUUCCCUUCAUCACCAGCCCUUCAGAGGUGUAUCAUAUCCCUUAAGAUGAGUUGUAGAUAUAGUAUGGUAUAAUAUUUCAGUAUGCUAGCAUUACUGCCUUUGGAUCACGGGGUCCCGGGUUUGAUUCCUGGCCAGGUUGGGGAUUUUCUCUGCCCGAGGACUGGAUGUUUGUGUUGUCAUCAUCAUCAUCAUCAUCAUCAUCAUCUUUCACAGUGGCUGGACUGGGACUGUGUGAAAAUUGGGUCUUUGUAUGGGCGCUGAUGACCGCGCAAUUGAGCACCUCACAAACCAAUCAUCAUCACAAUCAGUAUUUCAGCAUGUGCUUGAUGUUGGAUACUCCAUCAAAUAAUGCUACAGAAAUAUUUGGAUUUACCAGUGCAUGCAUCAUAAAUAAGUCUUUACUCUAUAACUCUUGCCUCUUGACCGGUGAGUUUGUAGUUCAUGACAUGAAAGUGGUGGUCACAAAUGUCAGCCUGAUUCUUGAAAAUGUACUCUUUCAGUCAGCUGUAAGUCUAAAUAAUACUGGAAUGUAAACACCCCCCACCCCCACCCCCCUUGGACAGAUCUUUCAUUUAAUACUUUGAACUGACAAUAACACCCCUUAUCAUGAGCCAAAAAAUAUAUAACAUCAAAAACAAAAGUUACUUCAUAUAUAUGUACAUUUAAACAAUUUGAGAUAAUGGACAUAGUAGCUGCCUGCUUUUCUCCAGCAUCUUUCCACUUUGCCCUCCCUUCCUCUGUUGGAAAUUUUGUGUGUGUGUGUGUGUGUGUGUGUGUGUGUGUGUGUGUGUGUGUGUGUGUGCGCAUGUGAGCGUGUGCGCGCGUGCGUGCCACUAUCUGGUGUGGCAAGAAAAAGAGUAACCCUCCAUAAACACUAGUGGGAUAUAAUAAUGCACAGCACAUUUGGUUUCUGUCUCUCCCACCCCCUCCUUAUUUUCUAGCUUUCUUCUUUUUCUUACUGCUGUAUCUUUUGUUGAUUUUCUCUGACUUCAUAUUUGUGUGUCCUACGUAGUUACUCAUAGUAUGUUCAUGUGUUAUCCUUCUUUACCUCUUAUCUUCAUCUCCCCUGCAUCACACUUUUCACCACUCCGAUUUUAAACUGUCUUCAGUUUAAUUCCUGUAUUCCACAUAUUGACAAGAUAUUGUAAAUAGGAUUGUCUGGUUUCUUUUUAUCCUAUAGUUCUUCAUUUUUGUCACUUUACUCUUCAUUAUUUUUCUUCUGUACCUGGCAAAAAUGUGGAACAAUUGAGACUCAAAACUGCAGUUCAGCCUUUUUUAUCCCUCUGUUUGGUAAAUAUUGUGUGUGGUUCGUUUUUUCUUUUCACUGUGGCAUUUGUGUAUUAAAGACUGUUUAGUCCGUGUCAGUGUUGAAUUAGAAAGUGUUUAAAACGUUAUUUCCAUCUUAUUCAUUAGAUCUACUGCAUCUGAUGUGGUACCCACCUACUUUGAGUUUAAACUACUACUCAUUCUAUCUUUUUUUGUUUUCUCACUUCUCCAUCUUCCAUGUUCUUGUUAUUGUCACUCUUCCACAUUUAUUUAUCAAUUUAACUUCUCCUUUCUUAGGCUCACAUUACAGUGUCAGAAUUCUUUGACAAAGCAUGUAUAAAAGCUAGGGCCUCUCCCUGACUUUAUAAAAGAUAUGAUGAAAGUACCCCAAUGUAUCGUAAAGUAUUUUGUGAAAUAUCUUUUGUAAAAGUUAAUUGGCAGAGUUCUUUUACAGUGGAAUAGGUGCUUUACACUUGUAGUGUGUGCACAAUUAUCAUUUUUUAGUUGUUGAUUGCACACUACGUCGUGUCUAAAUUUUUGUUUUCACAACUUUUAAGUUGCUUUUAUUUCAUCACUGUUUUCCUCUUUCAUUUCAUGCAGCUUUGCUGUUUAAUUCAAAAGAUGUCUCUUUUUUUUCCCAAUCCUUUCCUAUCUCUUUGCAAAUGAAGGACACUUGCUAAGGAAAAGUGUCUUCUGUUUGUAAAAUUAAGCAUCCUGGAAUAUCCUGGCUAUUCACAUUUCCCAGAAUGUGUACAUGGACACACAUGCACAUGCACAGUGGAGUGAGUCAUUACUAUAUCUAAACGUGCCAUUAAACUAUAUGCACAGCUGGGAGCUGUUGGUGAAGUUGAGGAGUCUGGAUCUCAGUAAGAAAUAAGCUUGUUGCCUAAUGCGCAGAAUUUUCCCUGUGCAGCCACUGACAACAUCAUUACUUAAAAAUUAGAAAAUAAUACUCAAACUGGUUCGAGCUCUCUUUUAAUUUGAGGUUCUAAUUCACUGUCAUGUUCAAGUGAGGAGUAAUGUGCCGGAAUUAAUAUUUCAAUUUAUUAUUUUGUUAGAAUAGCUUUCACAGUGCACUUGCAGUUUGAUUUGUAUUUCUUUUGUUUAAUGUACAAAUUGGUGUUUUCUAGGUGUUCAACAAAAAGUCCCAACAAUAUAUUUCCAAAAACAUUUAACUGUAGAUUAGUCCACCCUACACUCAUUUUAUUUGCAUUAGCAAUGCACUUAUGCUUUGCUAUUAAAAUCGGGUUAGCUAGCAAAUUGUAGGGUUGUUCCUCUUGGAUUAAAUGUCUAUAGCCAUAUCUGGCACCUUGAUGCUUUUGGUUAUGUGAAUUAUGAACAUUGAGAAUAUACAAAAUUGUAAUAUGUCAUCAAAAGGACAACCUGUCAGGCUUUCUGUGAUGUGCUAUUGUUAUCAUUGCAAAAACCUGAAAUCUCUGUUUCCAAUUUCCUGUCCAGAUGCUGUCAUUAUUUUGCAUUACUAUCAAAUAGUGAGGUUGCUUGUCAUUUGUAAUGGCUUGCGUAUUUAAUCAUUACUAUUACAGUAAGACAAAACUAUUCUCAUGAUCACAAUUCGCCUCAUUCCUCCCUAUUAUUCAGAAAUACUGCCACAUUAAUGUAUUGCUAUUUUAUUUUAUGUGUGUGUUAAACAUACAUCAAUAAAGUGUGAAAAGCAGAGAAAUAGUGAGGCCUGGGUACACAUUGUGUACAUUUUAUGUUACAUAAAAUAGGAGUAUUACAUUAGAGCUGAAAUACUCGAUAUUUAAAACUGCUGCAGGUUUCAGUAAUAGAGAAAAAAGAAUGACUUGCUGGAAUUUUAAGAAAUCAUGUUGAUGUGAUCUGGUAUGGUGCUCGAGAGCCUCAUCAAUAUUUAUUGCAUCAGAAAAAAAUGCAAAUAAGUAACUGUUGGUACAUUCCCUUAUCUUUUUUAAACUCUUUUAUAUACAUAUAAUCAUUUAAGUGAAUUUGCUGGAACCCUUGCUCUCUCAUCCUAUUUAGCAACUGUGAUCACUGUGCCAUAGUUUCCCCCCCUAUUUAUGUCACAUGGUAACUUUGUUUUAUCUGAUAAUAUCUGCAAAUGUGUUUAUUUUGUAGAUCAACAUUUUCAUUGGCUUUAAGUGUUAGCAGACCAUUAUUCUCCAGGGUAACUUUCAUAAGGUAAUAAUCAAAUGCCUCUAAUGAACAUAAUUCUUAUACUGUGCGAUAUCAAGAAGAUGUUUUACUUUAAAUAAUAAAGUUGUAUCGUUGAGCAAACUGUUGACUUUUGCUUAUCUGCAAGCUACUAGAACAGUAUGUUUUGGAAAAUCACAUUCAUAAGAUGUGACACCAGAAACUGUUUUCUGGUGUCUUAUGAAACAACCUGUGAUAUAUUUGGGUCAUAUCACAGAAAAUACUGUAGCAAGCAGUGGAAAAGUCAAUGAAUCAAAUAUCCUUUGUGAAAUUUGUGCAUUGCUAGCAUCUUGUGUUACUUGAAUAAUUACUUUUUCCAAAACCAAAUUUGCUGUUAUCUUAUCAGUAGAUAACUCAGCCAAUUCCUGUUGACUGUCAUUUUAAAUGUUGACCCAACAGAGACUGCCUGACACACAUUUUCUCCUUAUUCUCUCAUAUUCUAUUAUUACAAGUUUUGGAAAAAUUUACAUAUAUUGAAUCAUUAAAGAUUGUCUGUAGCUUGAGGACUAGUUCAGCAGUAUGAACUGUGAUAAAAGUAAAAUUCCUGUUUGAAAAUAUGCAAAAAUGUUGGAUAAUGUUGUAACCGAUGUAUAUACUUUUCAGUUAUGAACUGCAUUUAUUGAUAGUUUAUGUAAUUUAAUUACAAUUGAAAAAUGCACUAUUUUUUUAUUGAUACACUUCCAUGGAGAGAUGAUGUUGGUACCAUAUAUAUGCAGUGAAUUUGCAUAUUUUGCAUCAUGAUUUUAAAAAUUGCAUUGAGCAUGGCACUGAUUUGUGCAUCAGAGUGUAAUCUGAAUAUUUUUUAUAUGGAGAUACCUUGUACUGUUAUAAAAAUUUAGCUAUUUGCUUUUAAUAUUGACCUUGUAAGGUGCUAAUUAAUUUAUUGACUUUCACUGUAUUCAAAAUGCAUUGUUUUAAGCACAGAUUGAGUUGUGCCUGUUUGAGCACACAAAAAAAUUCGUGUAUAACAUUGAAUAAA
Messenger RNA from Schistocerca serialis cubense, 8286 nucleotides. It is a transcript of the gene ktub, whose product is annotated as protein king tubby. The coding region runs from base 91 to 1338 and encodes 415 amino acids. The record is from RefSeq and is a predicted model, not a curated record. The transcript has 9 exons. NCBI's taxonomy places the organism in Eukaryota, Metazoa, Arthropoda, Insecta, Orthoptera, Acrididae. Gene Ontology annotation, biological process: protein localization to cilium. Gene Ontology annotation, cellular component: cilium.